Tympanuchus pallidicinctus (lesser prairie-chicken) is the source of this 2703-nucleotide messenger RNA. It is a transcript of the gene GDF15, whose product is annotated as growth differentiation factor 15. The coding region runs from base 1 to 1182 and encodes 393 amino acids. NCBI's taxonomy places the organism in Eukaryota, Metazoa, Chordata, Aves, Galliformes, Phasianidae. Gene Ontology annotation, biological process: SMAD protein signal transduction. Gene Ontology annotation, molecular function: cytokine activity; growth factor activity. The record is from RefSeq and is a predicted model, not a curated record. Gene Ontology annotation, cellular component: extracellular region. The transcript has 2 exons.
AUGCUGCGGGACGUGGGGGCCGUCACCGUCACCUGCCUGCAGCUCCUGCUGCUGGCGGGCGGCGCGCAGCCUCGGCCCCGCGCGUGGGACGAGGACGGGCAGCAGCUGGAAGCCAUCAAACACGGCAUCCUGCGGCGCUUGGGCAUGGCCGCCCCCCCUCCCGUGCCGCACGCUCCGGACCCGGAGAUCAUCAGCCGAGCGCGGCGGCUGUACGAGCGGCGCGUGGCCGAACUGCGAGGGAACCGCAGCCGGGAACGGGAGGAGCGCGACGGAGCGGCGGCCGCGACGCGUUGGCACCGCCUGACCGCCAUCCUGCGGCGCCUGCCGGACCCCCCCCGGGGAGAGCGGGACCCCCAAGGGGGGCAGGAACCACCCAGAGGACACCGGGACCCCCACGGAGAGCCGGAUCCCGACGGCGACCAGCACUCCCACGGGCAGCGAGACCCCGAAGGUCAGCGGGACCCCCGCGGACGCCGGGACCCCCCCGGGCCGUACCGUUACCUCCUGCUGGUGCCGCGCACCGGAGCUCUCCGCCAGAGGCCGCAGGUGCUGCGGGCACGGCUGCCGCUCCCCCCGCACUCAGCACCGCUCCGGGUCAGCAUUUACACCCCCGGGGGGUCCGGCGGGGCCCCGCGUCUGCUGCAAGGCCGGGAUUUGGACCCCCGCUCCCUCCACCUGGACCUGACGUCGCUCAUCCGGCACUGGGCCGCCGGGAGCAGCGCCGCGCUGCGCUUGGAGUUGACCUUCAGCUCCGACGCGUCGGCUCCGUGGGACGGCACCGGAACCGGGAACGCGGUUCUGGAAGUGGAAACGUGGGACGGGGAGGGGCGGGGAGCGAGGAGACGGCGGGGGCUGGAGGAGGAGUGCGGGAAGAGCGAGGGGAAAUGCUGCCGGCGGGUGCUGAAGGUGUCCUUCCAGGAGAUCGGGUGGGACGACUGGGUGCUGGCGCCGCGCAGCUACGACAUGCGCUUCUGCCAGGGCUCCUGCCCGCACAACUACCGCGCCGCCAGCAUGCAUGCGCAGAUCCAGGCCCGCGUGCACGCCCUGAGCCGCGCUGCCCCGGCGCCCUGCUGUGUGCCGGCUGCCUACGACCCCAUGGUGCUGAUGCACUACGAUGGAGAGGGCAGGUUGGUCAGCUCUGUCUUCGAGGAUAUGUUGGUCACUCGCUGUCACUGCGCCUGAGGGCGCCGCUGGGUGGAGGGGUGCCCACCUCCAUCUGGAGGGACCUGUCACCCCUGGGUGCGGGGAGCAGCGCUGCUGGGUGUAGGGAUCUGCCAGAUGUGGACGUCGGGUUCCGUCACCCCCAUCAAAGGGUUCCGUUACGUCUGGAUGUGGGCCUCCAUCAGCUCUGGGUCUGGGGAUCCGUCGCCUCCAGACACAGGAAUCCCUCGCCUUCGCCUAAAGGAAUCCAUCGUUGCAAACAGGGACUGGCAGCUCUGUUGCAGGGCUCCAUCCCCUCCGGAUGUAGGAACUCGUCAUCUCUGUCUAUAUGGACCCAGCACCUCCACCUGCAGGGACCCCUCGCCUCCCGAUGCUGAUGUCUGACCUCCUGCUGCAGGGCCCCCACCCCAUCCUGGUGGCACCGACCCCAGGGCCGCAGACCCCACUGCCAUCACUCCACGCCGUAACUUAUUCCCCUCUCCCCUUAUUUAAAGCAUUGGUUCAGCAGGAGGAGCCCCCCACCCCCACCCCCCCCCGGCUCCUCUGAGCCUUUUUUAUACAGUCCUUUAUUUAUUGCUCGUUAUUUAUUGCACUGUACGCCUUUGUUGGGAUUCUUUUUUUUUUUUGGUAUAUUUAUAUAUUUCUAUGAAUCCAAUCGCGAUGUAAAUGAAUAAAGUGAUGGGAACACGGCGCCAGCAGCUCGGCCCCACGCGGCCACGUCCCCCCCCAGCCCCCAAUCCGUCACCCAUGGGUGAGUCAUGUGUGGGCUGCGCUCCAGCAGCACUUUGCCCCCGUUGUGGCCUUGGGGCGGGCGCUGGGAAGCCCUGACCGCAUCGGGGAUGUGGCACCCAUUUACUGGUACCCACAGCCAGGGGAUGGGGGCAGGGGGACGGGGACAUGAGGACAUGAGAUAUGGGGACGGGGACAUGAGGACAUGAGAUAUGGGGACGGGGGGCAUGAGACAUAGGGAUAUGGGACAUGGGGGACAGGGGGAUGGGGACAUGAGACAUGAGGCUGUGACAUAUGAGAAUAUGGGAUGGGGGACAUGGGAUGGGGGUGGGGAUGUGAGGUACAGAGACACGGGGACGUGGGGAUGUGGGACAUGGAGAUACUGGGACAUGGGGACUUGGAGGUGGCACCCAUGGGGAAGAGGGACAUGUGGGAACACGGGGACAUUGAGAUACGGAACAUGGGGACAUGGGGAUGGGGGACAGGAGGAGUUCCAGCCUGGGGUUAUGGGCUCUGGGGACCACAGCUCAAUGGAUGUGGGACGUGGGGUCACCAUGAUGGGGACGUGGCCUUAAGGGACUGGGAAAUAGGAACCUGCCAGUGUGGGACCCGUAUUGUUGGCACCUCUGCUCUGGGAACGGGACCCCCAGCACCCCACACAGCCCCUGGGGGGUUCCAGCAGACCGUGAGUCCCACGGGUCACUGAGGACAGCCCAACAUUUAAUGUCACCGUGGAGAAUCACAAGGACCCGUGCGAGGCUGGGACACGGGGUGCCCCCAUGUCACCACCCACCUCGCAGCCACACACUGCCA